Molecule: messenger RNA, 7047 nt
Organism: Anguilla anguilla (European eel)
Lineage: Eukaryota; Metazoa; Chordata; Actinopteri; Anguilliformes; Anguillidae
Product: voltage-gated potassium channel subunit beta-3-like
Exons: 14
Coding region: 1903-3192 (429 amino acids)
Biological process (GO): regulation of potassium ion transmembrane transport; potassium ion transport; transmembrane transport
Cellular component (GO): voltage-gated potassium channel complex; membrane; cytoplasm
Molecular function (GO): potassium channel regulator activity; transmembrane transporter binding; voltage-gated potassium channel activity
Source: RefSeq, a predicted model, not a curated record
GCAACGUCGCGCUCCACUGCAUACUUGUGUUUCUAUGCAGGCAACGGGGAGGUGGGGAAGAGCCAGGGAGGGGGUUGUAGAUGUAGAAAGGGAAAGGAAGAGGAGGUAAAGUGAGAGUGACAGAGAAAAAGGGGGAGGGAGAAUAAACCGCAGGCUGGUGUGUUCAUUGAAAAGGGAGUGGUCCUUAUUACAAUAAUAAUUUUGCCGUUUGUGGGUGCAUGUACAGAAGAAGGCUGCUGGGCACAAGCCAUCACAGUUAACGUUCCAUUUGUAGCGCGCGCGCGUCUGUGUGCGCGAGCGUGCGGGAGAGCUCGUUUCGCUGUCUAGAAGGCGAUUCCGUUCGCGCAACCAGAAAGCGAGGGAAGCAGCGUGCGUUUGAGUAUAGCAUUGGACACUGGAUGUUGGAAUCUAUCUAUCCUGAAUAUUUGGAAUGUUGCGAUUCUUCGCCAAUUCACCACAAGAGAGAUUUUCUUGCAUCAGAAAAGGACAGAGAGGGAAAGCGGCAAUCAGAAGCAAGCAGGUGCUUUCCGAUAUCACCGGUGUUUUUUUCGUCGUGCCUUCGUGUUUGAGCCCAGCUGAAGAGCAGUGGAGUUGAGCUUUUUCCUCUGGAUCUGGGGAAAACUACCAAGAUUGUUAAUAGGAAAUCAGCUAUUUUAAAUCACUGACACAAAGAGGUUGUGCGUCUAUCAGUUAGUUCAAUUAAUAUUAAAUUAAUGACAGUUAGCUGUAUAUUGGUUGUUGUGGAUUGGCGUUUUACAUUGGAUAUAAGCAGAAGGAACUCGCAGUUCUCGGUUGUAAACGGGUUAACAAUGGUAACUGAUCAUAAAAAUAAGAACGGCAAGAGUCAUUCUUGCGGUGACUGUUGCCGGGGGCAGUGCCAGUUCUCCGUGGCAUGUGAUUGAGCAGCGCAGUGUCAGGAAGUGUUACCGCUGUGUGUGCGAGUUCUUGUGUAUGUGUGUGAAAGGGAGUUUGUUGUGUGUUAGGACAUGCAUGUAAGCCCACCGCCUAUGUGUGGUUGGCCAUUGUAAGCUCGUCUCAGCGCUGUCUUUAAGAGCAGUCAGUCAGUGCGCAUUUGGUACACGACAGGGGAUCGGCUCGGUGCAAGGAGAAUUCCGUGGAUCUGUCCGUGUCACCGGUGCAGCGCGCGCUGUGGAAGUCAGUCUGGCCGUCCACUAAGUCAGUGUUAGGAUGAGUCAGAUGAUUGUGUGCAGAAUUGUGGUGUAGCAAGGCACUGUUUUAGUAGUCAGUCUGUUUGUUAGCCAGUUGUCACGUUCCAGAUCCCUGGCUAUCCUUGUCUUUUCUCUUUGAGCUUGCUUGAGCAGUAUGUGCAUGGAUAUUUUUCACUUGCGUAAUCAAUGUGUUCAAGCAUAGUGACCACAAGGGGUUAAUCUCCAUGCCAGCUCGCUCAGUGAAGACACAGUGGGACUGGCAGUCCGGGGGCUGUGGUCCCUGAGGUUGUCAUUGGAACGGCCACUACAGGGGUGCAGCUCCGCCAACUCAUAUCCAGACAUGGCUGUCUGCGCCAGUCCUCAUCAGGCAAGCAUAGGCAUGCCGGUGUAGAGGCCCAGCCCUGUGAGCCCGCAAACAUCUGAACACCAUAGCUCACAGCACCUCGUCUACUCAGACAGCACCUGUGUGUGCCAGGUUGCAGAAGCUUGGACCCGUGCCACCCUGACAACUGUAGCACUACCAGUUAAGAGGCAGCCCAGCGUGCCAGUUUGGACUCUUUCCCUGACAGGAGAACACGCGCCUGCAGCGCGUAGGCCGGACCGCCCAGGCGCCACCCCCCUUUCGGAAAGGAGCAGGGGCGGCAGCCCAGCCGGGACGGGGCCGGGGGGGAGGGGGUCAUAGUGCCACACUGUCCCGUCCUCAGGGGAGCGUGAGAGAGAGCAAGCAGUCAGGAUGCAGGUGUCCAUCGCCUGCACGGAGCACAACCUGAAGAGCCGGAGCAGCGAGGACCGGCUCUGCGGGCUUCGCACCGUCCCGCCGGGAGGGGGCUGCCCCAGCGGGGGAGGAGGCGGGGGAGGCGGGGGUGGCGGAGGAGGUGGCGGCGGAGGGGGUGGAGGCGGAGGAGGCCAGGGGGGAAAUGGCCACCACACGUCCCAGGGGCAGACCAAGUCGAGGGCGGCGGUGGCCACGCGGACCGUCACCCAGGGACACGCCCACAUGAAGGAGACCAUCGGGCGGCACAGCAGCAUGAAGUACAGGAAUCUGGGGAAGUCAGGCCUGAGAGUAUCCUGUCUGGGACUUGGCACCUGGGUGACCUUUGGCUCCCAAAUCUCAGAUGAAAUGGCAGAGAACCUGAUGACCAUCGCUUAUGAAAACGGUGUAAACCUCUUUGACACUGCUGAGGUAUAUGCUUCUGGAAGGGCUGAAGUCACCCUGGGAAACAUCAUUAAGAAGAAAGGAUGGAGACGAUCCAGCUUCGUAGUGACCACUAAAAUCUACUGGGGAGGACAGGCGGAGACAGAGAGGGGGCUGUCCAGAAAGCACAUCAUUGAAGGCCUGAGGGGCUCGCUGUCCCGUCUGCAGCUGGAGUAUGUGGACAUCGUAUUCGCCAACCGCACUGAUGUCAACAGCCCCAUGGAAGAGGUGGUGCGAGCCAUGACCUUCGUCAUCAACCAGGGCAUGGCCAUGUACUGGGGCACCUCUCGCUGGAGUGCCAUGGAGAUCAUGGAGGCGUACUCCGUUGCGCGGCAGUUUAACCUGAUACCCCCAGUGUGUGAGCAGGCUGAGUACCACUACUUCCAGAGGGACAAAGUGGAGGUUCAGCUACCCGAACUCUACCACAAGAUUGGUGUUGGUGCAAUGACCUGGUCCCCCUUGGCGUGUGGACUGAUCACUGGGAAGUACAGUGAUGGGGUUCCAGACUGCUCACGUGCUGCAAUGAAGGGGUACCAGUGGCUGAAGGAGCGUGUUAACAGUGAGGAGGGGCGCAGACAGCUGGCCAAGAUUAAAGAGCUCCACCUGCUGGCUGACCGACUGGGCUGUACUGCUGCACAACUGGCCAUUGCUUGGUGUCUGCGCAGCGAGGGAGUGAGCUCUGUGUUGAUGGGCGUCUCCAACACUGACCAGCUUCUAGAGAACCUGGGCUCUAUACGGAUCCUGUCUCAGAUGACGCCACAGACGGUGAACGAGAUGGACUCACUCCUGGGAAACAAGCCGCACUCCAAGAAGGAGUCGCGUGCGUGAGGAGCAGGAGGCGCAGAGGCGGAAAGAGAGAGAGAGAGAGAGAGGGGGAGAGAGGAGCUGAAGGAGAGGGAGGAACAACCGAAGAGUGAGAGGACGUAUCGUCCUUUUUCCGCCUUCUUUAUUAGCAAAUCGCAUGUUUUUUUCAACAUCGCGCUUCCAGUAACCAGCUGCACAUCUACUUAUAUCAUGUAUGUAUAUGAAGAAAAAUAAACCAACGGAUGUUCUAGCUGAAGCAUUGAAAGGACACACAAAAAAGAUGGUGAAAUAAAAUCUAAGAAAUCAAGUGACAUGUGGAGAGAGAUCACGGAGAAACAGAUGUAUUCCUAUUUUUCCAGAUGAGAGACUGAGAAUGGGGGAGGGAGCAGGGCAGUGACUGGGCAGUAAUGUCCUCCAGCUUCUUAUUUCCCAGUUUCCAAGAGGCUCCCCCAGAACUCAAACACAAUAUCUUAAUUCCUUUCUUGUGUCUGUACGCAUGUCCCUUUAAGAAUGACAAAUGUUGGGGGGGGGGGUGCUACUUUGUCAUUGGCCAAUCAUACGAUGGAAGAAAAGCAGCAUGCACUCUACAGCAGCCUGGCUUUGAGAAGAAGAAAAAAAGGCACUUGAAUGGAACAGCUACUCUCUGUAAGGUUUCAAGACAGCGUUUGUGUCAUCAUGUUCUGAAACUGUUUCUGAAGUAUAGAGGAGAUUAUAAUGACUCAAGAAUGCCAUUGUGAGCUGCUGGGUCCUCAGAGACUCCUCAUUUCCUCUGAGAGACUCCACAUAGCAAAUAUUGAACCCAGACUCUUAACGCACGUCAGGCUGAUCUACGCUUUUCCACACUUCAGGCUGGGGGGCUCCGGCGGGUACGUCCCCUGGUGUCUCUGAGAUUCACAGUUCCGAGGACUAUGGAGAUGCUUCUCAAACAGCAGCUUAUUGACUCCUGAAACAGGUGAUUUGCUUACCCAUGCAGUCAGUGGCUCCAGUCAGUUGAUUCAGGCCUGAGCUGGAAUGAAGUUGAGUUAGCCACAGACCUUCAGUGGGCACCACCAGACUAGAGCCUCAGUGGACUCGCAGGUGUUGGCUACAGACCAUGUCACCAAGCUCAUGUGUGCUUCUCUUGUAGUGUUUAAUCAUCAAUACCACAAUUGUAUAGCGGUCAGAGAGGCACAUCUGAAAUUGGUCAACAUUGAUGGUAAAUGGCAGGUGGUGCUAUUUGCCGCCCCUGACUCUGCUUUCUUUGAAAACAAUGUUUGAUUGGCUAUCAAGGGAUGUAAGACAAAUUUGGAACUUAAGCUAACCCAGUGUGUUGAACAUAUUCUUUAAAAUGUCAGCUGAGUAAUGCAAAGACAUUAAAUAGUCAAACCCUUUAAGGUAAUUCUGUAUCUUUUUGAACCUCUUAAGCAUGGAGGGAGAGCUCAGAUGUCAUGGAGAAAAAACAUAAAGAUGGACUUGUGAUCGGAGUUUGGGCCUCAAUACCAUAAUUUCUUGUGUGGAAUCAGGAUUUUGAAACCAGUGUUGGUAGGGCAUUGAUUUUAAGGGAUUUCAAAUCCAUUGCAUCAGUUGCUCUUAAAUAGAUUAAAGAUGCUUGUGAGAGACUUGAAUUUAAGUAUCUGUUGCAGUUGAGGUUUCAGUAAAAUCCAAGAAUGAAGUUGCUUAUUCAUUUAAAAUAAAUCAUUAAUAUAUUGAACAUUGUUCAUAAAUACAUGCUAAUUUAUGUAUUUAUUCCCAACAGUGCAUAUUUUUAAACUGUAUAGGCUAAUUAACCUAACAACCCUGGUCUCCUAAUGUCUGAACACGCAUUUGUUCAUAAAUAUUGAAAUAAUGGUUUUGGUCUGCAGCUCCCUUGGGUUCCAGUUUAUUUAACCAGAGUGCACUGCUGUUUUUCAGCCACCAUAUCCUGUUUGAGAGCCAUUUGAUCGUGUUGGACUAAACACAAAUGUAUGUGUUAAUGGUUUAUAAUGCAAUUUCAUGUUGCAAUAAGCAGAUCAUAUUCUAAAGUGUUACCAAUUCAGGAUUUUUACUUUUUAAACUAUUAGUCUACAACCAACCAGGAGGCUACACAUUAUAUAUGUAUGCAGGUUUUCCAAUCAUUAUAUUUUCAUAUGUGUCAUAAUGAUUUAACAUAUAUAUGAAUUAUGUAAACAGAACAGGCAUUGCGAUUUCCCCAAUGACCAUUUGAGGGUGUGGUGUUUGUGACAGAGUUAUUUCUGUAGAUAGUUUGUAUGACAGAUAUUUUGUAUUAGGAUGUACUUCAUGUUUAAUUUUUUGUUAUCUUCUCAGAUAUUUAUGUUGGUGUAAUGUUAAUGAGUGCUGUUUGGAGGAUGGGGGAAUCUCUAUGCCUAAACAGAGAUAGGCCUAUAUAGAUUACUGACUUAUUCAUGAAGCAUUAGUGUCAUUUCAGAUUUGCCACUUUUCUUGAAAAAGUCUACAUUAAAAAAAAAAUCAAUGUUGGCUGUCGUUCCCACAACUCUUGUUAUAAGGCUGAAGAAAUAUUUGAAGACUGAAGAUUUAGUUCAACUGAAAAUGUCUGACAUGUUAGUCAACUGUGGAAGUAAAUAUUUUUUUUGACAUUAUGUUAUAUUUGCCCCACUUCUCAAGGUAGGUGAAGACUAUUCAUCACAAGGUGCAAACUGAUGUGCAGUCAGGAAAUGCAAAGCGGUCUGGGUAAUGCUCCCUGAUAGAACGGCUGGUGGAACCCAUAAACAUCUAGUCCUGAGCCUCACAUUUGCAUUUUGGUUUGUUCUUAUUUUGAAAAGCCCCAAGAAAUUCAUAAAAAGCUGAUGGACACAAUGACUUGCGCAUCAGUGUAAUACUUAACCAUGAAAAGAUCGAUAGCGGAACUGACGAUCAGUUGACCUGUUUGUGUAUAUAAACUCUUAUUGCACUUCCUAAUAACUUUGCCUGUAUAACUUAUAUAUUACUGUCUUGCAAAAGAAAAAAGAAAACAGCCCUAUAUUGAAUGUACCUUGCUUGCCUUUAAAAACAGUAUCAGAAAAAUGAUCUACUUAUAGAAUAAUGUAAUCCCUAUAUCUUUAGGUAGAUAUCUGUAGAAUAAGGUUUGCUCAAGUUAAAAUGGGAAAAAUCAAGUGCAAACAAAUGUUCAGCCCCCUCUCCAUUUCAUUGUUCUCCAAUCGUGUCCUUGACAUGAUUUCCCCCUCCAUUCCUCUCUUUUUCAUCUAUCCCCCUUUCCUUUCUGGAGAGGGGCUGCAUUCAGGGUUUGCAGCAGUGAACGAGUUAUCGGUUUGCAAAUAUAUGUGCACAUACCUGUACACAUAUGUACAUGCAGACAUUUACACACUACUGCAAAAGAGGAUUGUACAAAUGCAUUUUGACUCACAAAGAACAUAUAUUUGAAAGACAAUCAGUUUGCGAUCAAACAUGCACAUUAGAAUAUAAAUGGUUUGGUGGGGUACUACUACGACUGGUGACGACACCCACACAUUAGUUAACCAUUCCUCGCAAUGUCUGCCCCUAAACCCCUUUCCUUAUUCUACCCACCACUGUAAACUUGCCUUGUCCCCUGUCCCACCCACCAUCACCCCUUUACACCCUGGAGAAACAGGUUGUAAGAAUUUAGAAAAUGUUUUUGUAGGAUAUUUAUUUGUAUAUAGUACUAUAGAUUAAAAAUGUUUGGUCAGGUGAGCCUGCCUACAGAAUAUUUGUUCUCUGAUGUUGGGGAAUCACAGAGACUUACGCAUGUGAUCUGACAGUUACUGAGGGUAAUUCGUUCACAAGAUGGAUGUGUGUGUGCGCGUGUGUGCAUGAGAGAGAGAGAGAGAGAGUGGGGGGGGCACUGAGGUUUUUGGGACUGGACAAUGUGUGACAUGCAGCAUUAUACUAAAGAUACUCAAUAAAGUCUUCCUGAAGUAAGUCACA